Messenger RNA from Contarinia nasturtii (swede midge), 5770 nucleotides. It is a transcript of the gene DAAM, whose product is annotated as disheveled-associated activator of morphogenesis 1. Gene Ontology annotation, biological process: positive regulation of actin filament polymerization; actin cytoskeleton organization. Gene Ontology annotation, molecular function: small GTPase binding; actin binding. The record is from RefSeq and is a predicted model, not a curated record. The transcript has 15 exons. NCBI's taxonomy places the organism in Eukaryota, Metazoa, Arthropoda, Insecta, Diptera, Cecidomyiidae. The coding region runs from base 1583 to 5260 and encodes 1225 amino acids.
UGUGCUAUUACCGAUGGCUUCAGUAUUUUGUGUUAUUAAUUUUCUUCACGAAAAAAUCUAUUAUCGGAAUUAAGUCAAUCAAAAGAAGUUUCCGGAUGAAUUAAAAAAAAAACAUUUACCAAUCAAGAGAGAGAAACAUAUCUGAAGUUGAACAAUAAAAAUGUGUAAUGUUUUAUUUGUGCGAUGAAAAAAUAUGUUCAAAGUGUCUUAUACCUUGUAGAAAAUUGCAGUGAACUAUUUAAUUGAAACUAUUUUGUGUUGUGCAAAUGGUUGUUGGUGUUGAUGCAGGCAGACAACUUUUUUGGUGUUCACACAUUUUUGUUAUUAACAACCUUAUCGACACUUGGCAAAAAACGAUAAUGUGGUUAUUACCACAAAUAUGCGGGCUAUUGAAACCAGAUUGGAACAUUAACAUUUAAAGCGCAAACCAAGAAAUGAAUCAAGUGUCAUUAGUGGGACAGUGAAUACUUCGUUCUCACUUGCAAUUCGAUCAAAACUUACAGAAAAAACAUGAAAUAUUAAUCGACACCUCACAAAAAACUUUGAGUGUAACGCAAUCUACAGAUAGGUAUUGUGAGCAGAAAAACUACCAAAAAAUUAAUAUCAUUCGGUUUGAAUAAUACACAAUAAACAGUAACCCGAACUGCUUACUAUUCAAAAUAAAAACCAGUAAUCCGGAAAGUGAAUGCAAGUUUACUGAAUAUUUGAAUGUUUUAAAACAACUUUUCACCUUUCUUUGAGUAUCAAGCGAAUCGACUAGAUAGAAUACGGUGAAAUGUAAAACAUUGUGUGCUGUGGCUAUUUUUAAAAAUUUGAAUUCUAUUAAUUUAGAUUUCACAACAUUAUUAUUGAUUAAGGUCAUUCGGUUUGGUGUCAUUUAAGUAAUACAAAAGCAAUAAUGACAAUCCAUUGCAUUCAAUAAAAUACGAACUUGAUUUUGUGUUUGGGCAGAAAGCGUUAGCAAAACAACGCAAAACACUUGAUUUGACUGAUCGAACAUUUUGACUUAAUCCUUCAUCGAAGAUUUUUAAUCAGUGAUCAUUUUAAGGCUAAUUUGUUAAGUUGAUGCAGAUACCAUUUUGUAAAACGACGCAAAAUGUCAAUGUGACUAUGAAAAUAAUCUUUAAAAAAUUGUGGAUUUUUAUUCAAUGGAAAAAAAACCUCGCAUAAACAUUGAAUAUCAUCAAUGAUAGUGGUAUAACAUAACAAUCAGCGAUCAAGAACGGAUAUCGAUUUCCGUACAAUUCAUUAUAACAACAAAACGACCAUCAUCGUCAAAAUGUCGAAAUGAUCAUUUUUGAUGUAACAUCCAUUAAUGAUUGUAACUAUAAAUCGUUUAACACAAUAAUAGACACGGAAAAUCUAAACAAUCGCCGCCACCGCCGCCGCCAAGAAUGGUUGAAUGUCAGUAGAACGCAAAAAAGAAACAGUUCUUAAAAUAAACCCAUAAGACUAUAAAGAACCUAACGAGGAGGUGCAAAGAAAAAGAAGAAAAAAACCAUAGAGAACAAAAUCAACCUGUGAACUUCUCAAUAAAGAGAAUCGAAACAAUAGCAAAGAGAGACAGCAACAAACAGACAAGAUGUGUACAAAAAAUCAGAUAAACAUUUUAAUGGAGAAAUUGAACGUGGGUCUUCCCAGUUGUCCCGUCAAUUUAGAAGCGCUCCGAUCACAUUUACCAUAUUUGGGUUAUUGUCUGAAUUUUUCGGAUGAUAAAAACGACCAACGUUCUGAUGACGACAAUAACACAAAUAACAACAAUAUAAUUAGUGAUUUAUAUGGCAAUCAGAAGGAUCAGUUUGCGCCAAAUUUAACGCCAUUACAUCGUUUCUAUCGAGAACAACAACAACGUAAAAAGAUGCCGGGAUUUAGAGGCCGUCGCGGUCUGUGCGGUUGCUUUCAGGAUGAUGAACCGCCUGAAAUUUGUGUGGUUGAAGGUGCGUUUACAUUACAAACGCUUACACCGACUCAGCCAAUGCCAUCGAUCGAAGAGCUUGACGCCAAGUUUGCAGAACUCGUAGAGGAAUUGGAUUUGACCGCACCAAAUAAAGCGGCAAUGCUUAGUUUGCCGCCACAAAAGAAAUGGCAAAUUUAUUGUUCACGAAAAAGUCCCAUUGACAGCACUGACGGUACGGAGGUUUCGCGGACUUCACCGCCCACUCCAGAGCAUUACAUUGAACGAUUGAAGGAUAUUGCAAAACAAUUCCAAUCACGACCGGAUGAAUCUCCAUGCCAUGAAUAUAAUUUUAAAAUUGAAUCACAUACAGCAUUCUUGGAUGCACUAAAAACAGCAUUACGUACAUCAGCGCAUAGUUUUGUAUUACGCUUCGUGGAAUUGAAUGGUUUGUCUGCGUUGUUGGACAUUUUACGACUACUUGAUAUCCGCGUUGCAAACAGUCCGAUGCACAGCAGCUUGAUCCAAUGCUUAAAGGCAUUGAUGAAUAACUCUACUGGUCGGGCACAUGUCCUAUCGCAUCCGACAAGCAUCAAUAUUAUUGCACAAUCAUUGGCCGCUGAGAAUAUAAAAACGAAAAUUGCCGCACUGGAAAUAUUGGGAGCGGUGUGUUUGGUGCCCGGCGGACACAAAAAGGUUUUAAUGGCGAUGUUACACUUUCAACAGUAUGCCGCCGAACGAACACGUUUCCAAAGUAUUAUCAACGAUUUGGAUCGAUCGACUGGCGCCUAUCGUGACGAUGUUAACCUUAAAACAGCAAUCAUGUCAUUUAUCAAUGCUGUUUUAAAUUAUGGUCCAGGACAAGAGAAUUUGGAAUUUCGUUUGCAUUUGCGUUAUGAAUUUUUAAUGUUGGGCUUACAACCAGUUAUUGACAAAUUACGACAACAUGAAAAUGAAACAUUAGAUCGGCAUUUGGAUUUCUUUGAAAUGGUUCGAAAUGAAGACGAAAAGGAACUUGCACGCAAAUUCAAUUCGGAACAUGUUGACACGAAAAGUGCUGAAAAGAUGUUUGAUCUAUUGCGUCGCAAAUUGAGUCAUUCGUCAGCUUAUGCACAUUUGUUGUCGUUGCUACAACACAUGCUACUGCUUCCAUUCACGGGAUCCAAUACACAACAUUGGUUGAUAUUCGAUCGUGUGGUACAGCAAAUUAUUUUGCAAAAUAAUGAACGACCCACCAGUGAUAUUAUCGAUCCGGACAAUGUAUCGAUGGAGAAAACAAUCCAAGAUCCUGACCACAGUAUCAUUGAGAUUGAUGUGAAAAAAAUCGUUCAAUUGCUAGUCAAAGAAGAAGAAUUGGUUGCUGCACGCACCAAAGCCGACGAAUUGGAAAAGGAAAAUUUGGAUAUGCAAUCAAAAUUGGCCAAAAAGGAACAAGAGUUUGACUUGCGUAUGCAGGAGAAAGAAGAUUUAGAGACUAGUCUAGCACGAAUGCGUGAACGAUUGGAAAAGGAAAGUGCAAAUCAUUCGCAAACAGUGCAACGUGCAUUAAAUGCUGAAAUGAAAAUCGAAGAUUUACAGCAUAAAUUUUCACAAGAACAACACGAGCGAAUUCGAUUGGAACGAUUGGUAUCUGAAGGCAGUAUACCAGACGACCAAAAGAUUUCAGGCUUAAGUGGAACCACAAAUGGUUUGACACCAGCAACACCAUCACCAAAAUCAUCAAUGCCUAGUCCAGUUCCACCGCCACCACCCCCACCAUUGGUUAUGCCACCACCACCUCCACCAGUACCGAAAGCUCCAGCGAUGCCAGCUGCUCCAGCACUCGCCCGAACUGAAUCAAUCAAAAAGAAUGUGCCACAGCCAAGCAAUCCCCUCAAAUCGUUUAACUGGUCGAAAUUGCCGGAUGCCAAGGUUCAAGGGACUAUUUGGAGUGAAUUGGACGAUAGCAAAUUGUAUACAAACAUUGAACUCGAAAAUAUUGACAAACUUUUCUGUGCUUACCAAAAGAAUGGCGUACCAAACGAUGGAUCAGUGGAAGAUUUACGUUUGAUGGGUAAGGGACGCGCUAAGAUCUUAUCGGUUAUUGAUGGUCGCCGUGCACAAAAUUGCACAAUUCUAUUGAGUAAAUUGAAAAUGUCGGACGAAGAAAUUUCGAAAGCAAUUCUCUCAAUGGAUACAAAUGAACAAUUGCCAAUUGAUAUGGUUGAACAAUUGUUGAAGUUCACACCAUCGACCGAAGAACGGGCUCUAUUAGAUGAACAUUCAGAAGAUAUCGAUUCAUUGGCUCGUGCCGAUCGAUUCCUUUACGAAAUUUCAAAGAUAACACAUUACGAGCAACGAUUACGUAGUCUUCAUUACAAAAAGCGAUUUAUGAUUGCCGUAAAUGAUUUAAAGCCACGAAUUCAAAGUGUAAUGGAGGCAUCAAGAGAAGUGGCCCGCUCGAGACGCUUGCGUCGUCUGCUCGAAGUGGUGUUGGCCCUUGGCAAUUACAUGAAUCGUGGUGCCAGAGGCAAUGCGUGUGGUUUCCGUUUGGCAUCAUUAAAUCGAUUGGCUGAUACAAAAUCGAGCUCAGCAAAGGGCACAACAUUAUUACAUUAUUUGGUUGAAGUAGUAGAAAAGAAAUUCAAAGAUCUACUGAAAUUGGACGAAGAUAUUCCACAUGUACGUCAAGCGGCCAAAGUGUCAUUGGCUGAAAUGGACAAAGAUAUAUCUCUGCUGCGAAAUGGUUUGGUCGAUGUUGGUCGUGAAAUUGAGUUUAAUCGCAGUGUAGGAACGCCACCAGCCGGUGAUCGUUUCUUACCGGUUAUGCGUGAAUUCCAUGCUCAAGCAUCGGUACGUUUUGCCGAACUCGAAGACAUGUUCCAGGAUAUGAAAACACGAUUUGAUCGGGCUGUACGUUUAUUCGGUGAAGAUGGUUCGGUCAUUCAGCCCGAUGAAUUUUUCGGCAUUUUCGAUUCAUUCCUGACAUCGUUUACGGAAGCUCGUCACGAUAACGAGAACUUCAAAAAACGUCAAGAAGAAGAGGAGAAGCGAGCUAAACAAGAGGCUGAGCUCAAAAAACGUACUAUUGAGCGUAAAAAUAAAGAAGGUCUUCUGUCUUCGGUUGCAAAGAAUUUGGGCUUUAAGAAAGGCGAUUCGAAAACAGCCGUCGACAAUAAAGGCGAGUUCGAUGAUUUGAUUUCAGCACUUCGAACAGGUGACGUGUUUGGUGAGGAUAUGGCAAAAUUUAAGCGAUCACGCAAGACUCGCAUGGGCAAUUCGAAAGAUGCUAGCGGAAGUAAUGCUAAUACAUCACCACCACGUCAUUCGUCUUCGCAUCGCGAAGAGAGUCGAGAACGAACAGUGAUCAACAUAAGACACAACUAAAUGAAACCAUGUAUGGUGGCCGCAUUUAGAGAAGUCAUGAACUCAAGAACAGUUACCAAGCCAAAAGAAGGCGUACAGUAGAAAUGUCCGUUUGCAAUAAUUUAUACAUAGAACAAGAAGCAUUAAUAUAUAUAUAUUUAAUAAAAUAGAUGGUUUUGUUACAUGGAACAAUUUGAAUGCAUAUUUGCACGUCAAUGUUAUUGACAUGGUCAAACGACUGAAUAUUAGAUGUCUAGAAAAGCUAUAUAAAUCGUAGUCUUAACGAAACAAAAAAAAAUCAAAAUUUGAUGAGCAAAAAGAAGCAUUUACAUAUUGAAUCUAGUAUUGUACGAUUAAUAGUAAUUGUAAAUUUUGAAUUAAUCCUCAUUUUGCAUGACCACUUUGAGUUGUUCAUGAGUCAGUUUAGUCUUAUUUUAUUGUAAUAAUUUGUUUAAUCAACACACAUUUUAUUUAAUCAAGCACAUUACUAUUUAAUAACGAAAGCAAGCUAGAAAAAAAAUCUCAAACGAA